This is a messenger RNA of Ochotona curzoniae (black-lipped pika), 5665 nucleotides long. RefSeq names its product choline dehydrogenase (gene CHDH). The record is from RefSeq and is a predicted model, not a curated record. The coding region runs from base 217 to 1995 and encodes 592 amino acids. NCBI's taxonomy places the organism in Eukaryota, Metazoa, Chordata, Mammalia, Lagomorpha, Ochotonidae. Gene Ontology annotation, cellular component: mitochondrial inner membrane. Gene Ontology annotation, molecular function: choline dehydrogenase activity; flavin adenine dinucleotide binding. The transcript is spliced from 8 exons.
CGGGUCCUGCGCACAGGUGCGCGCUGCUAGCCAGGUGCGCCGCUCGCGCCCUCGCUCCGCCCCGCCUCGCUGCGCCCUCGCCCCUUCCGGACGCAGGGAGCGCGCGGGGCUCUGGCGGUCAGUUACAGCGAAGCCGGGCGACCCCACUUUCGGGCCGUGCUCUGCAGAGGGACCCUGCAGCUGAUUCGUGGAUCCGAGAGGACUUGGGCCAGCAGCAUGUGGUGGGUGCCGCGAAGCUGUAGGCUUGCGCGCCAAGGCCUGGCCAGAGCCCUGGGUGUGGGCGCGCCAGGCUGGCUUCAGGGUCGCCGCGCCCUGGGCACCACAGAAGAGUUCAGUUACGUGGUGGUGGGCGCGGGCUCGGCGGGCUGUGUGCUGGCAGCGCGGCUCAGCGAGGACCCCGCCGAGAGCGUGCUGCUGCUGGAGGCCGGGCCCAAGGACGUGUGGGCUGGCAGCAAGCGGCUGUCCUGGAAGAUCCACAUGCCCGCGGCGCUGGUGGCCAACCUGUGCGACGACAAGUACAACUGGUGCUACCACACGGAGCCGCAGCCCGGCCUGGACGGCCGCGUGUUGUACUGGCCGCGCGGACGCGUGUGGGGCGGCUCAUCGUCCCUCAACGCCAUGGUGUAUGUGCGCGGGCACGCCGCCGACUACGACCGCUGGCAGCGCCAGGGCGCACAGGGCUGGGACUACGCGCACUGCCUGCCCUAUUUCCGCAAGGCGCAGGCGCACGAGCUGGGCAGUGACAGGUACCGUGGCGGCGAGGGCCCGCUGCACGUGUCGCGGGGCAAGACCAACCAUCCGCUGCACCAGGCCUUCCUGCAGGCCGCGCAGCAGGCCGGCUACCCUUUCACCGAGGACAUGAACGGCUUCCAGCAGGAAGGCUUUGGCUGGAUGGACAUGACCAUCCACGAAGGCAAGCGCUGGAGCGCAGCCUGCGCCUACCUGCACCCGACCCUCAGCCGCCCCAACCUGCAGGCCGAGGCCCGGACGCUGGUGAGGCGGGUGCUGUUUGAAGGGACCCGUGCGGUGGGCGUGGAAUAUGUCUCCAAGGGCCAGAGCCGUGUGGCUCGUGCCAGCAAGGAGGUGAUUCUGAGUGGAGGCGCCAUCAACUCCCCGCAGCUACUGCUGCUGUCUGGCGUGGGGCCCGCCGAUGACCUCCGGAAGCUGGGCAUCCCCGUGGUGUGCCACCUGCCCGGGGUGGGCCAGAACCUGCAGGACCACCUGGAGAUCUACGUCCAGCAAGCGUGCACCCGCCCCAUCACGCUGCACUCCGCACAGAAGCCCCUGCGCAAGGCCCGCAUCGGUCUGCAGUGGCUCUGGAAGUUUUCAGGGGAUGGAGCCACAGCCCACCUGGAAACAGGUGGCUUCAUUCGCAGCCAGCCUGGGAUCCCCCACCCAGACAUCCAGUUCCAUUUCCUGCCAUCUCAGGUGAUUGACCACGGGCGGGUCCCUACGCAGCAGGAGGCUUACCAGGUGCAUGUGGGAACCAUGAGGGGCACAAGCGUGGGCUGGCUCAAGCUGAGGAGCACCAACCCUGAGGACCACCCUGUGAUCCAGCCCAACUACCUGUCCACAGAGACUGACAUCAAGGAUUUCCGCCUGUGUGUGAAGUUAACCAGAGAGAUCUUUGCCCAGGAAGCCCUCGCUCCUUUUCGGGGAGAGGAGCUACAGCCUGGAAGCCACAUUCAGUCGGAUCAAGAGAUCGAUGCCUUUGUGCGGGCCAAAGCCGACAGCGCCUACCACCCAUCGUGCAGCUGUAAGAUGGGCCAGCCCUCCGACCCCACUGCUGUGGUCGAUCCACAGACCAGGGUCCUCGGAGUGGAGAACCUCCGUGUCGUUGACGCCUCCAUCAUGCCCAGUGUGGUCAGCGGCAACCUCAACGCCCCAACCAUCAUGAUCGCUGAGAAGGCGGCUGACAUCAUCCGGGGGCGGCCUGCGCUCUGUGACGAGGGCGUCCCAGUGUACGCCCCCAAGACCCUGGCUGCCCAGCGCUGAGCUGCUGCCUGGAACUGCCUAGGGGAGCCCCAGGAGGCCAGCACAGCCCACCUCAAGCCAGCAGCUGCACACUGGACAGCAAUUUGGACGUGAGCCCGAGGACCAGUAGGUGGGUCGAGUUCCUUUUCCACAGCAUUGUCCCUUGGAGGGACAGCAGAGAGGCAGUGGCCAGGCCAGCAGUGGUGGAGGACUCGCUCUUGCCAUGCCCUUGUCUUGUAGCCACGUGGCUUUCUCCUGGGUCCUGAGGCCUCGAACAAAGUGGUCCCUUCUGGGCCUCCCUCCUGAGGGUGGGAGCUCUGCCCAGAAGCACUGCCCCUGCUGCCCUGGCACCCCUCUGAAGGGACAUCCUGUGUGUCAAGCUGCUGGCUUCAGCUGAGGCCGGGAGUGCUGAAGGAAUCACCUGGGUGUAGCUGGCCUCUGCUUCAACUUUUCCUUGCCACUUGGGACAUCACUGCCUCACCUCUCCUAGGCUCUGCUCUGUGAUGCAUCCCCACUCAGGGAUCUGGUGUGCUCGUUCAGGAAUGGCACGGCAGCUGCUCUGCCAGUGGGCUCAUGGGUUAGCAUUUCACGAGGUUCUCCCAUGAGCAGGAAACAGCAUGUAUUCUGCACCAGGUCACUGCUUCCUGUCUGAGCAGCCAGCCCUGGGGUUAGCUGGCCGCAGACAAGGGAGGGUUAAUGCCGAUACUCUAGCCAGCCAGCCAUGACCGAUUGGGGAGGCCAAGGAGGGCAGCCAUGCCCCCCUGAUCCUGUAGGAACGCUGAAGUGAAGGGACUGGCAGCUGUGGAGACUGGUGCUGGGGGCGGCAGGGGCAGUUGGCAGCAGUGCUUCUUACACCCCUUUCAGCCCAAUAAGGUGACGGGCGACUUAGCUUCCUGUGGCGAUGCCGUUCCCAGGCAGCUCUGCCGAGGGAACGGAAACUGGCUGUGUAGCAGACUGGUUUUGAUCUGAAGCCAUGGAUGGCAGGGAGAAGAACCACCACUGCAUAGGAAUCUGCUCUGUGCCCCCAAGUAAGGAGAAAGGGGGACGGCACAGGAGUCCCGCCCCCUCUGUGGGGGUCAGGGUGCUUUGAGGGGUUCACAAGACCACCUCAGAUUUCCCGCAGCGAGGUGGAAGGAAACAAAGCCAGGCGCCCCUCCCUGGUUACAUUAAGUGGUUAAACUUUAAUCUCACCUGCAAGCUGCUUAUUAUCUAUCCUGAGAACCAGCUCAAGAAAGGAAACUAAAUCUGCCAAGAGACAGGGCCUCCCACCUGCUCCACAGCCAUCCUCCGGGCGCUGGAGCCCCCCAGGCCAACUCUACCACUCCCUUCUGCCAAAGAGGGCAGGUGCCAGGUGUCCUGGGCGGGGGGAGGAGGGCUGUUCCUCCACUGGUCCUCCUGGGCUACGGGUGCACAAGUGGCAGGCCACAGCCCUUCACUUCCCUGAUGUAUCAGCCUCCGUGACAAUGGCUGCUUUGGUCAGCGGCUUUGUUAGGUGGGUAGCCAAGAUAGUCACUCGCAUUCCAGCCCCUCCCCACUGCCAGGGUGGGCUCCAGCGAGCCCAGGAUGUCAGCCACACCCUCAAGUGGUUUCAGCAGCCAGGACAGUGCUGGCCUCUCCCCCUGGCAGCACAGCGGAUGGAGAGCAAGCCAAGCUGCUGCUGGCGGCCUAGCAAGGAGGAGAGCUCCAGGGUACAACAGGUGCCUCUCGUAAGAGCCCGCCCAGGCCAAGGCUGCAGGAUGAACUUGGGGAGCACAUGACAAUAGCAGCACCCAGGAGAAAGGUACUCAUUGGGGCCAGGGCAGGGAGGACCAGCCACAACAUGGGUGGGGUGCACGGAGCCCCUGCCAGCAUCUGCCUCAUGGGGAGCGGGGGUCGGGGGGACGGCUUGGCCCAGAGCCUUCCUGCAAUGGCUAAAAAGAGGAAGAACACGCCUUGUGGUUGGAAGAGCACAGGAGGAAGGAAGCAGGGUCCUGGGCGGCUCUGCCCCGUGCACCAACGGGAAGCUGGUGGCAUCAGGAGUGGCUGCCAGCAUGACCAGAAGUGGGUGUCCCGGGGACCAGGCCCUGGCCACCACCCUUCACAGUGCUGUCCAUGCAUUCUGAUUCUCUGCAGCUCACACCCUCCUCAGCCCCAGUGUGGCAGUGACUGCACGUCCCACCCACAGCCCCCUUCCCUUGGGCCCUGUCCCCUGACCUGGUAGAGAGGAUCUUUGGAGCCCAUGACCUGUGGAGCUGGGGGUGGGCAUCAGGAGCGGCCCAUUCUCGCAGAAGUGCAGUGGGCCAGGACACUGCUUUGUUGAGGGAGUUCUGGGUCCCGCCCAAACAGGGAUGAAGGUUCCUGUUGCUGCUGCUGAAACACAGGCGCUGUCUCCACUGGUGACCGAAACCCUGCACGCACUCCUGCUCCUGUGGACGUGGAAGCCUCACUUUGUCCAGGUGGGGGAGAGCUAUUUGCUCUCAGAGCUUGGCCUGAAACAAAAGGGGUGAGCACACAGGAAAAGCAAAAAACCUGAGAACAAAACAAUGCUCUACAAGCUCAGACUUUUCUUACAAAGAAAAAUUUAAUCAUUGACGAGAGGUUGAACCAGGCUUAGAGCAGACAGAUAUGGACUGGUGGCAUGGCCUGCUAACAAAUGCCAGUUUGUCAGUUGCUGGCUUUGGAAACCAGCCCCGGGACGCAGAGGCGAACCUGGUGGAGGCCAGUGCCAUAGCGAGACGUGGAGUCCAAGGUAAUGUUGACAGCGGUUUAGCCCUUGAGGAGAGCUGGCGCUCUGCGGCCGGGGUACAGUCAGCCUGGGUCCCCCAGCACCAGCUCUGUGCACAGACAGCUCCCAGAGAGAAUGACAUGAUUACACCGUUGAGUUCUGAAGGACGUUUUGCAUUUUAAUUAAAAAAAAGAAGGAUUUAUGUCAGGAAAGAGUCAUUUAUAAACCUUGAUGUGUUUUUGCCUAGAUCUGGAGUAAGAAUGUCUUUAAGAAGAGGUUUGUAAGGUUUUUGUAACAAAGUGCUGUUAUUUACAAAACAAAAACCAGAAAGAACCCCACAAAAACCUAACAGGUUGUCUACGCACUACUGAAAAAUUCUGAACCAAGAUCUGUACCUGUCUGAUAAGAGCAGGGAGGCCCCAGCCAGGCCGCUCGACGGCGAUUUCUACGGAUAGACAAGGAAGCCUGGACAGGCGGAGUGACCCCCCCAGAGGCGGGUUUGCAUCCGGACAGACAGCCGGCACGUGCCAGCCUUCAGGGACACACGGUCCUGCCCGCACCGGGCAGAGCAGCAGCACGUGAUCCACACAGACCCCACGUCCUGACCCUCAAGACCACCAUAGUAGCCUCUGGUUCUGCCCCCAGCACUCGUCAGGGUGAGAGCAGGCCCGCCGUGGGCACCCACACCUGCACCAGACGCACAGAACCCCACGGACCAGUCCGUCCCUCUCAGCAGAUAAACCACAAGCCUGGCUGUGCCCACUCUGUCCUUCCCUCGGGGACAGGGAAGGGUCAGUGUCAAACCCACACGGGCCCUUCGCCCCAAGGAAAGCUCGCAAGCCAGCAGCUGGUGACUCAUCUUGUGUAAAGACAGGUUUAUACAGUGACUCAAAAUAGUUUAGGAAAAAAAAAAUUUCUGUAAUGUCAAGUUCUCUGGAACUCAAAAUUGGACACCCCAAGGGUUUUCACUGAAUAAACGGGAACUGG